CCAUCUCACGCCACCCAGCUUGGUACCCCGGAAGUCGUCUCAAGACGGGCUGUGGCUGUGUUCAGCCCCGCGCUGCCCCUAGGUAGUCGGGGGGAGGGGGGAGGUGAUGGCCUUGGGGAGUAGGGAGCAGGAAGUCACUGUUACUACCGGAGCUCAGGGCAGGUCCCAGUCCCCAAGCCCCGAUAUGGAGGGACUGCUCCGGAGCGUGGAGAGGGACCUGAACAUCGAUGGACGGCAGCUAGCUCUAGCCCCGGGGGGCACUCACGUGGUGGCCUUGGUGCCUGUGCGCUGGCUGGCCAGCCUCCGUGAGCGCAGGCUGCCGCCAGGACCCUGCCCCAGGGCCGAGGGCCUAGGCGAAGGGGAAGUCAGGACUCUCCUGCAACGCUCUGUGCAGAGGUUGCCCGCGGGCUGGACUCGAGUGGAGGUGCACGCUUUGCGGAAACGGAGGCUUUCCUACAUGCUGGGCGGGGGUCUGCCCUUUGAGGAGGGUUCCAGCAGCCCUGAAACGCUCACUCGCUUCAUGCAAGAUGUGGCUGCCCAGAAUUACCGCAACCUGUGGCGCCAUGCAUACAAUACUUAUGGGCAGCCUUAUAGUCACAGCCCUGCCCCCUCAGCUGUCCCUGCUCUGGACUCAGUAAGGCAAGCUCUGCAAAAGGUCUAUGGUUGCUCCUUCAUGCCAGUGGGUGAAGCUACCCAGUGCCCAUCGUAUGGCAGAGAUGGUCCCUGCCCCCCUCGAAGCAGCCCAGCCUGCCCUAGUCUUUUGCGAGCUGAAGCUUUGCUGGAGUCACCAGAGAUGCUCUAUGUGGUACAUCCAUAUGUCCAGUUCUCCCUGCAUGAUGUGGUUACCUUCAGCCCUGCAAAACUGACCAACAGCCAAGCCAAGGUGCUCUUCAUUCUCUUCCGGGUGCUGCGGGCCAUGGAUGCCUGUCACCGCCAGGGGUUGGCUUGUGGGGCCCUGUCUUUGCACCACAUUGCUGUGGAUGAGAAGCUUUGCAGUGAGCUCCGCCUGGACCUAAGCGCCUAUGAGAGGCCUGAGGAGAAUGAGAACCAAGAGACUCCUGUAGCAGGAGAUGGGGCAGGCACUGAACCUGAACAGGAGCGUAGAGAAGGACCUGUAUGUCUCACCUGCCAGGAGGAACUUAAAAACCUUGUACUAGACUGGGUCCAUGGUCGUAUCAGCAACUUCUACUACCUCAUGCAGUUGAAUCGGCUGGCAGGUCGGCGGCAGGGGGAUCCCAACUACCAUCCAGUGCUGCCCUGGGUAGUGGACUUCACCACGCCCCAUGGGCGCUUCCGAGACCUGCGCAAGUCUAAGUUCCGCCUCAACAAAGGGGAUAAGCAGCUGGACUUUACCUACGAGAUGACACGACAGGCGUUCGUGGCAGGUAGUGUGGGCAGCGGGGAGCCACCUCACGUGCCUCACCAUAUCUCCGACGUGCUCUCUGACAUAACAUACUAUGUAUACAAGGCUCGACGCACACCCCGGUCGGUGCUCUGUGGACAUGUCCGGGCACAAUGGGAGCCCCACGAGUAUCCUGCCAGCAUGGAGCGCAUGCAGAACUGGACCCCCGACGAGUGUAUCCCUGAGUUCUAUGCUGAUCCCUCGAUCUUCUGUUCCAUCCACCCGGACAUGCCUGACCUUGAUGUGCCAACCUGGUGCAGUUCUGGUCAGGAGUUCGUGGCUGCCCACCGGGCCCUGUUGGAGAGCCGUGAGGUGUCCCAGGACCUGCACCACUGGAUCGACCUUACCUUUGGCUACAAACUCCAGGGCAAGGAAGCUGUGAAGGAGAAGAAUGUGUGUCUGCACCUGGUGGAUGCCCACACCCACCUGACCAGCUAUGGAGUGGUGCAGCUCUUUGACCAGCCGCACCCCCAGCGCUUGGCUGGCAUAUCUGCCCUUACCCCUGAGCCUCCGCUUAUCCCCAGGCUGUUUGUCCAGCCCAUCCAGGAGACCACAGGCCGGGAGGACUUGCCAGGACAGCUGACAAAUGGAGUGGGUAGACGUGUUUUGGAGGCCACUUCUUGUGAGGCUGGAUGGACCAGAGACAGGCCCGUGGCAGGGGAAGAUGACUUGGAGCAGGCCACGGAAGCUCUGGAUUCCAUCUCCCUCGCUGGGAAAGUGGGCGACCAUGUGGUUUCCUCCUCCUCCAGCCAAGUCCCCGCUGGCCUCCUGUCUUUCUCUGUAACCUCAGCCUCUCGCCCAGGCCGCAGAAGUAGAGCUGCUGGAACAGACCCUGGGGAGAGUGAGGAGGGGAAAAUUCUUCUCCCUGAGGGCUUUAGUCCCCUGCAGGCUCUGGAGGAACUGGAGAAACUGGGCAAUUUCCUGACCAAAGGCCUAGGGGGUCAGCUGGAGGUACCUGAGCAGAUUCAGGUCCCACCACCUGUGCAGCUUCGGGACCUCUUUCAUCGGGACAUGCAGGCACUGGGGAUCUUAUUGGCUGAGAUGGUCUUUGCCACCAGGGUCCGGACGCUACAGCCUGACGCGCCUUUGUGGGUACGCUUUGAGGCUGUGCGGGGGCUCUGCAUACGCCAUCCCAAGGAGAUCCCUGUGUCGCUGCAGCCUGUGCUGAACUCACUCCUGCAGCUGAGUGCACCUGAAGGCCCCCGGGUUGGGGACAGGGGCAAACUGGACCUGCUGUUUGAAUAUAGGCCUGUCUCUCAGGGACUGCCCCCACCCUGCCCGGCCCAGCUGCUCAGCCCCUUUAGCUCUGUGGUUCCCUUUCCCCCGUACUUCCCGGCACUACACAAGUUCAUCCUCCUGUAUCAGGCGAGACGUGUGGAGGAUGAGGCCCAGGGCCGGGAGCUGGUGUUUGCUCUGUGGCAGCAGUUAGGUGAAGUGCUGAGUGACAUCACCCCUGAGGGCUUGGAGAUCUUGCUGCCCUUCGUGUUGUCUCUCAUGUCCGAAGAGCACACGGCUGUGCAUACAGCCUGGUACCUAUUUGAACCUGUUGCCAAGGCUUUGGGCCCCAAAAACGCCAUUAAGUACCUACUGAAACCUCUCAUUGGUGCCUAUGAGAGCCCCUGCCAACUCCACGGCCGCUUCUACCUGUACACCGACUGCUUUGUGGCCCAGUUGAUGGUUCGGCUGGGUCUGCAGGCUUUCCUCAUCCACCUGCUGCCCCAUGUCCUGCAGGUGCUGGCUGGGGUGGAAGCCUCCCAGGAGGAAAGCAGGGGCCUGGCAGGGACAGUGGAGGAUGAGGACAGCGGGCCCCCAGGGGCCGGGCCAGGCUCCUGUGCCUUUGGGGAGGAGAUUCAGAUGGAUGGGGAGUCCACUGCCUCCUCAGGCCUGGGGCUACUGGAUUACACUUCUGGUGUCAGCUUCCAUGAUCAGGCUGACCUGCCCGAGACUGAGGACUUCCAAGCCGGACUCUAUGUGUCUGAGUCACCGCAACCCCAGGAGGCGGAGGCUGUGAGCCUGGGCCGGCUCAGUGACAAGAGCAGCACCAGCGAGACCUCCCUGGGCGAGGAGCAGGCAGCUGAUGAGGGGGGCGCCCCUGUGGACAAGAGCAGCCUCAGGUCAGGGGACAGUAGCCAGGACCUGAAGCAAAGUGAGGGCUCAGAGGAGGAAGAAGAGGAAGAAGGCUGUGUGGUGUUGGAGGAGGAGGGGGAACUGGACGAAGGCACAGGGACGUCUGAACUCACUCUAUCUGACACGGUGCUAUCCGUGGAUACGGUGGUGGCUGGCGUGGGAGAUGGGGAGGAGGAAGAGGAGCCGCUGACUGAGCAUUCGGAGGGCAAAGAACAGAAGAUUCUCCUUGAUACGGCCUGCAAGAUGGUCCGCUGGCUGUCUGCCAAACUCGGCCCUACUGUGGCCUCCCGCCAUGUGGCCCGGAACCUGCUCCGCCUGCUGACGUCUUGUUAUGUUGGGCCAACUCGGCAACAGUUCACGAUGACGAGCAGUGAUGAGAGUCCCCCGCUAAGUGCUGGCAACAUCUAUCAGAAGAGACCGGUUUUGGGUGAUAUAGUGUCGGGGCCUGUGCUCAGCUGCCUUCUCCACAUAGCCCACCUUUAUGGGGAGCCCGUCCUCACCUACCAGUACCUGCCCUACAUCAGCUAUUUGGUGGCCCCGGGUAGCACUUCAGGUCCCAGUCGACUGAACAGCCGCAAGGAGGCAGGGCUUCUGGCAGCAGUGACAUUGACCCAGAAGAUCAUCGUGUAUCUCUCGGACACCACUCUCAUGGACAUCCUUCCCCGCAUCAGUCACGAGGUCUUGCUGCCCGUGCUGAGCUUCCUUACAUCCCUCGUCACGGGGUUCCCAAGUGGAGCCCAAGCUCGGACUGUCCUGUGUGUGAAAACCAUCAGCCUCAUUGCCCUCAUCUGCCUGCGCAUUGGACAGGAGAUGGUCCAGCAACACCUGAGUGAACCCGUGGCUGCCUUCUUUCAAGUCUUCUCCCAGCUGCAUGAGCUUCAACACCAGGAUGUGAAGCUGGAUCCUGUGGGCCGUGGUGAGGGCCAGCUGCCGGAGGUGGUCUUUUCCGAUGGACAACAGCGGCCAGUGGACCCCAGCCUGCUGGACGAGCUGCAGAAGGUGUUCACAUUAGAGAUGGCGUACACAAUCUACGUGCCUUUCUCCUGCCUGCUGGGUGACAUCAUCCAGAAAAUCAUCCCCAAUCACGAGCUGGUAGGGGAGCUGGCGGGACUGUAUUUGGAGAGCCUUAGCCCGAGCAGUCGCUGCCCAGCCAGCUUGGAGCCCACCAUUCCAAGCACCGACCCUGAGUGGGACCCCCAGGGCAGGGGCUGCCCCCAGGAUGACGGCCACUCAGGGACCUUUGGGAGUGUCCUGGUUGGAAAUCGCAUCCAGAUCCCCACAGACUCACAGCCUGAGAGCCCCGGGCCUCUGGGCCCCAUCUCUGGGGUGGUGGGUGGUGGGGGCCUCGGCAGCGGCAAUCAGAACCACGUCCUGAAACAGGAGUUGCCACGCAGUGUGCACGGGCUGAGUGGGAACUGGCUGGCAUACUGGCAGUAUGAGAUCGGUGUGAGCCAGCAGGAUGCUCACUUCCACUUCCACCAGAUCCGCCUGCAGAACUUCCCUGGCCACUCUGGGGCUGUCAAGUGUGUGGCGCCCUUGAGCAAUGAGGACUUCUUCCUGAGUGGCAGCAAGGACCGGACAGUGCGACUCUGGCCACUCUACAACUACGGGGACGGUACCAGUGAGACAGCCCCGCGCUUGGUCUACACCCAGCACCGCAAGAGUGUCUUUUACGUGGGCCAGCUUGAGGCCCCGCAGUAUGUGGUUAGCUGUGACGGUGCUGUACACGUCUGGGACCCCUUCACAGGGAAGCAGCUUCGCACAGUAGAGCCAUCUGACAGCCGGGUGCCCCUGACGGCUGUGGCUGUCAUGCCCGCCCCGUACACCAGCAUCACCAUGGCCAGCUCGGACUCUACCCUGCGCUUCGUGGACUGUAGGAAACCCGGCCUGCAGCAUGAGUUCCGCCUGGGUGGUGGGCUGAACCCUGGACUCGUCCGCUCCCUGGCGGUCAGCCCCAGUGGCCGCAGUGUUGUGGCCGGCUUCUCUUCGGGUUUCAUGGUGCUCCUGGACACUCGCACAGGCCUGGUUCUUCGAGGCUGGCCUGCCCAUGAGGGGGACAUCCUGCAGAUUAAGGCAGUGGAGGGCAGCGUCCUGGUCAGCUCCUCCUCAGACCACUCCCUGACUGUCUGGAAGGAGCUAGAACAGAAACCCACACAUCACUACAAGUCGACAUCCGACCCCAUCCACACCUUCGACCUGUAUGGUAGCGAGGUGGUCACUGGCACUGUGGCCAACAAGAUCGGCGUGUGCUCCCUGCUUGAGCCCCCCUCCCAGGCUACCACCAAACUCAGCUCCGAGAACUUCCGCGGCACUCUGACCAGCUUGGCCUUGCUACCCACCAAGCGCCACCUGCUGCUGGGCUCAGACAAUGGGGUCAUACGUCUCCUGGCAUAGGCUGAUUUAGGGGCUGGUGGGCCUGGUUUGACAGACA
Molecule: messenger RNA, 5960 nt
Organism: Chrysochloris asiatica (Cape golden mole)
Lineage: Eukaryota; Metazoa; Chordata; Mammalia; Afrosoricida; Chrysochloridae
Gene: WDR81
Product: WD repeat domain 81
Exons: 10
Coding region: 107-5923 (1938 amino acids)
Biological process (GO): aggrephagy
Cellular component (GO): mitochondrion
Molecular function (GO): protein binding; phosphatidylinositol 3-kinase regulator activity
Source: RefSeq, a predicted model, not a curated record